Molecule: messenger RNA, 4897 nt
Organism: Myxocyprinus asiaticus (Chinese sucker)
Lineage: Eukaryota; Metazoa; Chordata; Actinopteri; Cypriniformes; Catostomidae
Product: contactin-associated protein-like 5
Exons: 24
Coding region: 51-3956 (1301 amino acids)
Source: RefSeq, a predicted model, not a curated record
CGGAGGAGAGAGUCAUUCAGUGUCUCUCCGGCAUCCCGUCCGCGCGCAUCAUGGAUCUGCGGUGCUCAAACACUGGAAUGAUUUUACCACUCUAUCUCAUCUUUUACUCCAUCACGGGCUCCAUCAGUAAAGAGAGCUGUGAUUCUCCACUGGUGUCCAAUCUGCCUCAGUCGGCCUUCAGAAGUUCCUCUGAGUUGUCGAGCAGUCACGGACCCAAAUACGCCAAACUCAACCGCAGAGACGGUGCUGGCGGAUGGGCUCCACUGGACUCGAAUAAAUAUCAGUGGCUUGAAAUUGACCUGGAACGUCGGACAGAGGUCACAGCCAUCGCCACACAAGGCCGUUAUGGAAGUUCUGACUGGGUCACACGCUACCUGCUCAUGUUCAGUGACACGGGACACAACUGGAGACCAUACCGACAGGAAGACAGCAUUGAGGCUUUUUCUGGGAACUCUAAUGCCGACAGUGUGGUGAUGUACAAACUCCAGCAUCCAGUAAUCGCUCAGUAUCUGAGAAUAUUACCACUGGACUGGAAUCCAAAUGGCAGAAUGGGACUCAGACUGGAAGCGUAUGGCUGCCAAUACAGGUCUGAUGUGGCGGGGUUUGAUGGCAGUGGUCAUUUCCUGUACAGGCCGGAUCCCAGCACGAGUCCAACAGAUAAAGACGUGUUAGUCAUGAACUUUAAAACCCUACAGAACUCUGGGCUGUUGAUUCACAUGGAAAGCCACAGCGGACACACGCUUGCUUUGGAAUUAUUCAAAGGCAAACUCUUACUACAGUUUAGAAAAGGCAGGGGUUCUGCGAGUGAUUUUCACACCGUCGUGUCGCUGGGCAGCCUGUUGGACGAUCAGCACUGGCAUCAUGUCAGCGUGGAGCGUGUACGAGGAGUCGUUAACUUCACUGUGGACAAAAGUACGCAGCAGCUGCAGCUGCUCAAGCACCCAAGUCACGGCGAGAUUAACGAGAUCAGUUUUGGUGGCACAUCAAGUGAUGGACUUCAGAAGUCUCAUUCCAGAAGAAACUUCCACGGCUGCAUGGAAAAUGUGCUUUACAACGACAUCAACAUGAUUGAACUCGGCAAAGAAAAGCAAGUCGCCAUGACAGGUAACGUCACCUUUACGUGCACGGAAUCCAUUGAUGUCCCAGUGACGUUUGCCAGUCCUGGAAGUUUCCUCGGUUUGCCGUGGACCGCCGGUGGAGAAAGCAUGUCAGUCGGUCUGCAGUUCAGAACAUGGAACAAAGUGGGUCUGCUGAUGACCUUUGACCUCCAGCAUGAAGCAGGAAUGCUGUGGCUUUAUCUGAGCGAUGCGAGAGUACGAGUACAGAUCCAUAAGGCGGGACGAAUCAUGGCCGACGUCACAGCAGGUGCCAGUUUAAAUGACGGUCAGUGGCACUCGCUGGAACUAGUUGCCCGUCGAGGUCGUCUCGCAGUCACUGUGGACAAAACCGACAGCUCUACAGCACCCACUUCCUUCCCUGUCGUACCGGACAGUCAGUUAUUCUUUGGAGGAUGCCCAGACACGGAACACAGCACCGUCUGCAGAAACCCGUUUAAUGUUUUCCAGGGAUGUAUGCGACUCAUCCGAACUGACAACAGUUUAGUGGAUCUAAUCAAAGUGCAACAGAUGUUGUUUGGAAACUUUAGCGAUCUUCAGAUGGACAUGUGUGGGAUAGUCGACAGGUGUUCGCCGAGUUAUUGUGAACACGGGGGGAAAUGUUCGCAGUCCUGGAGCAUGUUUCACUGUAACUGUUCCGCCACGGGAUACAGCGGUGCGACCUGUCACAGCUCCAUUUAUGAAGCAUCUUGUGAGGCAUACAAGCACAAAGGAAACACAUCUGGGUAUUAUUAUAUAGACAUUGAUGGAAGCGGCCCCAUCAAACCUCAGCUAAUCUACUGCAACAUGUCAGAUACAGUAUGGAUGGUGAUUCAACACAAUAAUACAGAGCUCACCAAAUUAAAAGCGUCCUCUGGGAUAAAUCAGCAUUUAGUGCACUUUAACUAUUCCGCUGACGCAGAGCAGAUCCAGGCGAUCAUUACCCAGGUGCAAUACUGCGAGCAGGAGCUCGCCUACCACUGCAAGAAGUCACGCCUUCUGAACACACCCGACGGUGCCCCUUUCACCUGGUGGGUGGGCAGGUCGGGUGAAGCCCACAUGUACUGGGGCGGGGCGGUCCCGGGCAGCCAGCAGUGUGCCUGUGGACUGCAGGAUGUCUGUGUGUAUCCUGAACACUUCUGUAACUGUGAUGCCGACAGCAAAGAGUGGUCUAAUGACUCGGGUCUGCUGUCUCAUAAAGAUCAUUUGCCCGUGCGAGCAUUGGCUGUCGGUGAUAUCAACAGACCCGGUUCUGAAGCGGCCUACAGAGUGGGACCCCUGCGGUGUUACGGUGACAAUAACUUUUGGAACGCGGCCUUCUUCAACAGAGAGACAUCGUAUCUGCACUUUCCCACAUUUCAUGGGGAGCUGAGUGCAGAUAUCUCCUUCCUGUUCAAAACCAGCUCUUCCUCUGGUGUGUUCCUGGAAAACCUGGGAAUUAAAGACUUCAUUCGGAUCGAACUGAGCUCACUAACUGAAGUGGUCUUCUCGUUUGACGUUGGCAAUGGUCCUCUGGAGGUAAGAGUUGAGACGCCCGAUGCUUUAAACGAUGAUCGCUGGCAUCACGUCAGAGCUGAACGAAACGUAAAGGAAGCCUCGCUGUAUGUGGACCAUCAUCCUGGAGCCGUCCUGAAAGCCCCGGCGGACGGACACAUUCAUCUCCAACUCAACAGCCAAUUAUUUGUAGGAGGAACUGCUUCCAGACAGAAGGGUUUUCUGGGCUGCAUUCGCUCACUGAAGCUGAAUGGAAAGACUUUGGAUUUGGAGGAGAGGGCGAAGAUCACGCCCGGAGUGACGCCCGGAUGUCCCGGACACUGUAGCAGUUAUGGCGAUCUGUGUCAGAAUCACGGGACCUGCGUGGAGAAAUACAAGGGCUUUAACUGCGACUGCAGCCUCUCACCGUUUACUGGAACAUUUUGUCUUAAAGAAGUUUCUGCCUUCUUCAAACCCAGAACCUCAGUCACGUACACGUUUAAAGAGCCGUACGAGCUGAACAGGAACAUCAGUGUGCAGUCGUCCUCUAUCUUCUCUGAUUUAACGCUGAGAGCGGAGAACAUCUCACUGAGCUUCAGAACGAGUCAGUCGCCCGCGAUGCUGCUUUACGUCAGCUCGUACUACAGAGAAUACCUCGCCGUCCUGCUCAACAGAAACGGACAUCUGGACGUCAAGUAUAAACUACAGCACAACAGAGACGCGGAGGUUUUCCGAGCCAGCACGAGGAGCCUUGCCAACGGACAGCUACACAGAGUUAGCAUCAGAAGAGUCGCGGAGUCGCUCAGUAUUCAGGUCGAUCAACAUGCGAGGGAAGAUUUCAAUCUAACAUCAGACAUCGAAUUCAACGCUAUCAGAUCUGUCGUCAUUGGAAAAGUGGCCGAAUCUGUUGAGCUGGAUCCAGAAAUCGCUCGUCUGAACUCUUUGGGUUUCACCGGAUGUUUGUCAGUCGUUCAGUUUAACUCCAUCUCACCAUUGAAAGCGGCUCUUCUGUAUCCAGACACGAGUCCUGUUAUAGUCACAGGAACGCUGACAGAAUCCAGCUGCGGCUCGUCUUUACUGUCCAAUCCCUACGCAGCUGAAACGACUCAUUCUCUCUCAGAUCAUUUGGGUUCUGUAGGGACUGGUGAACCGAUAGUCAAUGCACUCAACAGUGACUCUGCUUUGAUUGGAGGGGUCAUUGCCAUUGUGAUAUUUGUGAGUCUCGCCGUGCUGGCCGUGAUGGCGCGAUUCUUGUACCGACGGAAAGAAGCGUUUCAGACUCAAGAGCCCAAAGGAGCAAAAGCUGAAGACAGUCCUGAAAUGCCGUUUACCACGGAUCCAAACUCACAGAACAUUAUCAGUGGUAACCAAAAAGAAUAUUUCAUAUGACGCUCUAUCUGACUAAUCCAGUACGACUCACGGACUGACGGAGGCCUUGUCCAGUUUAGGGACAUUAACAUUCACAGCGCACUGAGGGAACCCGUCCGAGAGACUGUCAGCGGCUGAAGAGGAACGGUCCGUCCACGCUUUUCUCUUUUUGUACAGUACAUAAAACAUUUAUUGACCAGAACUUUGACGCAAUAGUACGACUUUCUAAGGUGUGUAUAAUGACAUUCAUUAGUUGUAAAUAUUCUUUUGAAAUGAAACUUUGUAACGUCACGUUCUCCUUUUGCCUUUGAAAAAUUCAGUGGUCAGUAUUAUGUUUAAUGGAAUUUUAGCCGACCUAAAUCAACUAUUUAAAGAAUAGAACAUUGAAUAACUACAUUUAAAUAAAUGUUUGAGUCGGACAUUGCGUUGAUCUGGUAUACUAGUAUUAUUGUUGUGUACACACAUGCGUGCAAAAAAAGUUUUUUGAGAAGUUUUAUGAACUUCUGUGAAGUUGCGAUUACAGCAUGUGCUUUUUUUGGCAAUGAUUUGCCACUUGAAAGAAAAAAAUACAUCUUAUAAAAAUUGUUUAUUGUUGACAACUUGUGUCUUCACUCCUUAAGUGUGUUUUGUUAGAAGUCAACAUGAAAUGACAUGAAAUUCCAGAGUCCCUUAAGUCCAAAGUACCGUACCCAUUGGUUGAAACUGGGUCUGGAUGGCAUCAGUGGAAAUAGAAAGUUGUUUAAAAGGUGACUUAAUUAAAUGUUUUAUUUUUUGAAUUAUAUUCAGAGUUGGUAAAACAAUAAAAUAUGAGAUAGCCAUGUGUUGUAUAUCGUUGGAAAGGUUUCAAUUAGUAGAAUGCAGUGAGCAAAUUUGUUUCACUCAGAGGCCAAAAUGCAGUGAGUUUUAGUGUAUGAAAUUCCCACUGACACACAAAUAUAAUAAACAGAAGUGUCUUUUUGUCA